ACGCGAGGCGACGCGAGACGACGCGAAAACGGGGGUUGAAACGGUGGUGCGUCUGGCGAGGGGGUUGCGCCGCGAGCCCUACUGGAAAACCGUGGGAGUUCCGUGGCAUCUCGACGACGCUCACGGCCGCUUCGAUUCGCGUCGAACAACGCGAAUAGUGGCCUUUCCCCCCCGAAGGGCAACCCUCGCGGAAGCGACGAGCUUUUUCUCUUAUUGAUUCAGCGGCCCUUCGGUUCGCGGCCAGCGGCGCGCGAUCGCUCGAUAAGCUACGCGCUCCGCACGCACGCACCGCGGAUGCGUAUAUUUUUCGGCGCGAUGAGUCUCUCUCCCUCUCGCGCGCGCGAGACUUCAGCUCCUAUCGAUCAAAAAACUUUUCACGUAUGACUCUCGACGGUUUAAUCGGCCCUAUACCGCGAUAGGGCGUAGAUUAUCGCUUCUCUCGAGGCCGCUUGCUUGUUGCUCGCGCGCCACGGACUGGUGCGUCGGACGGCCGAUCUUUCUUGAGGAACGAAUUUCACGCUUAGCCAUGUAGAUUAUUCGAGAAUCAACAGGGCUCGCGUGAUCGGUUCAUCGCGUUGUGACGAGUGUCUCGGACCGGUGCAUCUCGAAUCGCCUGGUGCUAGUAGUCGCGAGUAAUUAGUGAUUCGAGAGAGAGAGAGUGUCUCGCGUGUGCUGCGAAGUGAUCGACAGGACCCACUGGAGCAUGCGACAGUAAGGACUUAUCGAUCCCGGCGACGUGCAUGUUUAUCGCUGGACAAUGGCUGGACUACGCUACGUUUGCCGGCUCUUCGUCAUCUUGGGAUACCUGUCGGUCGUUCCGGUGCUCGCCCAGAACCCCGUGGAGGAAAAGACCACCUUCGAGGCUGCUUUCCAAGGAAGAUGCGGGCACGGAUCGCCCUGCGAGCAGCUCUGCUACGAACUCCACGACGGCAUGUACGAGUGCGACUGCAGGGACGGCUACAUACUUCAUAAAAAUGGAUACAGCUGCGCCGAACUCAACUCGACAUCGCCAUCGACGAGCGAGCUCGGCGACCUCGUUGACGAGGCCGAGAGCGACGAGGCAAAUGCGGACAACGCGGAUGACGAGGAUGCGGUCGAAGACAUCCUUUAUAUGCGUGGUGCCACCUUCACGAUACAUCUGGAUGCCCCAGCCGAGAAUUCCACCGUGAACGCGACGAAGAUAAACGAGGUGAACGGCGCGGAUCGAAUCGAGCUGCGCGCCACGUCUCAGGGCCCAAAUCUGGAGCAAAAACUGCCAUCCACAAUGGAGAGCAUCGUGAGCACUGAGCCAGCGUGUUCCUUGGACUGCGGACCGGCUGGAAAUUGUUAUAUCGAGCAAUCUCGCGGAGAUGAAGUCGAUGUGGUGAUCGAAGACGAAGACGACGGAGCCGUGGAUCUCGAGGGCAAUAACGUGAACCUCAGACGAAAGCAAGGAACGUUCAGACAGAGAUGCCAGUGUCCUCUCGGAAGAGGUGGAGAUCGUUGUCAGCUCGAAGCUGAAGUGAGAUCGCCACGUUUUACUGGGUCAGGCUGGCUAGCUUUUCCCGCCUUAAGAGCCGCUUACAAACAUGUUCAAUUAGAACUAGAAUUUCGACCAGAAGCAUGGGACGGGGUGCUUCUCCUGGCGGGAGAACGGGACGAUCUUCAGGGCGACUUUAUGGCCUUGAUACUGCAUCAUGGCUUUAUCGAAUUCAGGUUCGAUUGCGGCAGCGGUGUGGGCACCGUGAGGAGCACGGAAACGGUGAAGCUGAAUGAGUGGAACACCCUGAGUGUCUACAGACAUCGAUGGGACGCCUGGAUCCAGCUGAAUCAGGAGAAGAGGGUGGAGGGACGAUCGAAGGGCUUGUUCUCGAGAAUUACGUUUCGCGAGCCACUCUUCGUCGGCGGACCCGGAAACACGACCGGUUUGGAGCGACUUCCGGUGAGGACUGGAUUUAAGGGCUGCAUCCGGCAUUUGGAGGCGAACGAGCAUCAUUAUCGCUUCCCAUUGGCCCCGCAGGGCGACGCCGCGAAUGGAUUCGACAUCGAGGAGUGCACGGCCGACAGGUGCAGUAAGGUGCCGUGUUCUCACGGUGGAAAAUGCCUGACAACCGGAGGCGACACGGCUGUCUGUCUCUGCCCGCUCGGCUACACGGGCGAUCUUUGCGAGACCCGAGUGGACCUGCAGGUUCCAUCCUUCAACGGAUCCUCUUACCUACGUUAUCCGGGAUUGGCGGACACGUCGCUGUCGUGGCUGGAAUUGUCCGUCACGUUAAAACCGACCGCGCCGGACGGCGUGAUACUCUACAACGGCCAUCACAGCGACGCGACCGGUGACUUUAUUGCUCUCUAUCUCUCCUCGGGCCACGUGCAGUUCACCUUCGACCUCGGAACAGGACCUGCCACUUUGAGAAGCGAAAAUCCGGUUCGUCUUGGCGAAUGGGUCGAAGUUCGGGUCUCUAGGACAGGUCGUUUGGCAUCCCUAGAAGUUGAGGACGACCCGGCCCAGGAAAUCCUGGCGCCCGGAGCGUUCACGCAAUUAUCCUUGCCGCUGAACCUCUAUUUGGGCGGCGCGCCGUCCCCCGACAUGUACUCGCCGAAGAUGAAAACUACGGCCAGCUUCGUCGGUUGCAUUCAGACGAUCGUGCUGAAUAAUCGCGAGGUGGGUAUCCUAGCCGAGGCGUUAGGCGGGGUGAACGUAGGAAAUUGUGGGCACGCGUGCGAGGCCAGGCCAUGCGGCGAUGCGGAAUGCCGGCCUCUUCGCGAACGAUUUACCUGCCGGUGCCGUCCAGGGGUACCGCACCCUUGUCCCGCACCGGACGAUUAUACGCCGUUGGUCCCGCCACCGGCGAGAAUUAGCAGCAAUGCCAUUCCGUCCGUGAGAUACGAAAGAGCUGUACCCAGCUUCACCGGCAGCGAGAGCUACUUACAUUAUAAUGACGCCGACACGAUGAAAAGGAUAAUCAGCUAUAGGGUAGACAUCAAUAUGAGAUUCCGCGCAAGCAGCAGCAGCGGCCUGCUGCUGUGGAGCGGCCGCCAGUCGGAUCCUCAAGAACAAAGGGACGAGAACGACGACUUCCUCGCCCUCGGCUUGGAUCACGGUUAUCUCACUCUCGCGUAUAAUUUGGGUUCCGGGGAAGCCGUGCUGCGGUAUAAUCUCACGCGACUGGAUGACGAUCUAUGGCAUCGUAUCAGGGCCGUUAGAAACGAGCAAUGGGCAUCUCUCGUAGUAGAUAGUGGUACUGGUGUCUCGGCAUCUUCUCCGGGGCAACUGAGACAACUGAACACCGAUACCGGUCUUUACGUUGGCGGUGCACCGGAUAUCGUGAGGACAACGGGGGGCAGAUACACAAAGGGAAUUGUGGGUUGCAUCAGCGACCUCGUGCUGGACUCGGACUUCUCCGUCGCCUUGUCCUCGCCCGCACAGGCAACCAACACACACACAUGCAUCCCCUGAAAGAGAGAUAUCCGUGCCGUCCGACGUCAGGUGGUGUUGUCGGGUCCAUCCCGAAGCUAGGAUAUGAAAAUUUAAAGGAUAACGUAUCACACCGCGGUGAAUUAGCCGCGGCAGAUAGUGCUCCGCGAAAGUGCAUCUGUGUCUCUCGUGCAUCCACGUGCAGCCGCGUGUAAAUAUCAUACGCGCGCGGCUCAUCAUUUUUGUACAGACUCAUCCUUCCACAGGUGGAACUCUCGAGAAGAUGGAGAUCGAGUGGGUCGGCAAACCGACCGUCGUCGUGCGCGGCCACCGACUGGUAGGCGGCUUUACUGUAAAUAUUAAGGCGAUCCGAGAUACCGCGGAGAUAUCUAUCACUUGCCUCGCGGCAUUGAUCCUUGGCGCUGCGACUUCCUGUCGAGCCUUAUGCUCGGCCGGUCUUAAAAUAAGGUUCGAUCAAAAGAGUGUAAGUUCGAUCGACGUCGUGUAAACGAGACAACGAUAAUGAUUUUUUCGACGGUAAAGUUAUGAGGUAUUGCGAAAAAUCACAAAAAAAAAAUGAUGUUCGUUUCCUCGACCGUUCAUCGAAACUCAUUGCAUUGUCUUAUUUACCCGAAAAGUUAUUACAAUUACUCCACUUGAUCGUGCUUCUCGAGAACUGAGAUCAUUAAAAAAGAAAUUGGCUUUAAAUACAACCGUUUGUAUGAUUUGUAAGAUUCUUUUCGAUACAAAAAAAAUGAUAAUUAAGAAAUAAUAGCUAAUUAAAUAUAUAACUGGGAAAUAUUAAAUAUACAAUAGAAUUAUCGAAGUAACAUAUCCAUUUUUCACAAAAAUGUCGCUAUUAAUAAGGGCUGAGAGAAAGUUAACGCAAUCGUGCACAGCAAAAUAAUACUUUGACGUACAAUUAAACUAAACAAGUAAGACAGCUUUUCUACUUCCAUUCUUCGUAAGUAAUUAUCACUUGUAAGUAAUUCUUCAUUGAGUUAAAAAGAUAAAAUUUUCUCUCGCUCCACGGUCGCCGAUACUUUUUAACUUAUUUCUUUGUCUAAUUAAGAUUUAAAUACUGAAGAUGUUAAUAAAAUUUAAACGGAAGAGUACCAAGCAAACAUAAAUUGUACAAAAAAAAAUAGAGAAACUCGUCCGUUAUAUACGAUUUUUAAUAUAAUUUAUUAAUUAAGUGAAAUUAAUCAAUUAUUGUUGUGCAAUGUCUGUGCUAUUUUACGCGAAAGAAACUUCUUAUCGUUAAAUUCACAGUAUUUCCCAUUUUUACAGAAUUACAGUAAAAUUGAUGAUAAUUGCACUAUCUUUGAAGCAAGUUAGGCAAAGAUUAUUCAAAUUAAAUAAAAAUUCGUUGCAAGUUUUGCAAUUGGUUCCUGAAAAAUCAACGCUCGUGCCGCAUAAUAAAUUAUAGCCUUUCACUCAUUUUAUAUCUGUUCUUAAAUCGAGUCGAGGGUAAUUUAAAACGGGAUGAAUUAAAUUAAAAUUGGCAGCAAUUAUGUUUCAUUUUAGCUCCGACUAGGAAAAGUGUAAUGCAAAUCAAACUAAAACUUUCUUAUCUGAUGCUCAUGAUUAAACCACCGUAUUAUUAAUAAUUUCAACUUUGCCUAUAUCUGCGUAUUAAUAUAGUCGCCUCUCUCGAAAAUUGUUUCGUAAUUAAAUUCGCGCGAAUUAGAUUACUGCUUGCAAUAAAAUGUAUAGUAAUAACAAUGUCUAUCACGACGAGAGUGGAGUCAAUGAAGCGACGAGGGUGCAUUACAGUUUAGCACUCUGUAAAAUAGAAUUUUAUCAAGAAUGAGUCCUAUAUAACAACGCUUAAGUUACGUAAGCGUGACGAGAGGAUUGAGAGGAUUGGGAGAUUCGUGCGAGAAUAUGCGUAGCAUCCGAAAGGAAAAUGGAAGUCGUUGCACCAGGAUAAUGCCCGGCCGAAUAUAAAAUUUGACGGAGCGCGUCUCAAAGACGGCUUUCGGCCUAAUAAGAUAAAAGUAUGUAGAAAAAGCAACCCCUCCGCGUCAAUUUUGAUUAUUCCCUCCGACCGGAUGUUAUCUUCGACACGAAGUAUCGUUACCUUCGAUCUUUACGAGUUCAAAGCAUUCAACAUUUAUCGAGAAAAUCGGAGCGCGUCUGGAUCGGCGCUUGAUAAAACCUUUUGAAUUGAAGAAGAAUUUGAAUGGAGAAUUCCGGGAGGAAGAAAAGCACGGGAGAGAAAUGAACCUUUCUUGAAAAAUAAAAAUUUUUUUCUCGCAGAAUUAAUUACAUUAAUAAUUACGUAAUGUUCUACAUUUGUUAUUUUUAUUGUCACUGUUGCGUUGCUAUUUUAAUUCUUUCUCUAUUGUAAGUGGUUUUUGCUUUUACAUUUCUCUUUUAAAUAUUUGUUUUAAUUUUUAACGACGCCAUAAUUGUAAUUCACAUUUUCUGUGAAAAAUGUUAUAUGUAUAAAAUAUUACAUUUUAUCCAUUUUUUUUAUCCUCCAAAAAUAUGUGAAAUUUAUUUUUAAAAGAAAAUGUAAUUAGUUGCAGAAUUCCAUGAUAAAUGCACUAGCAAAAUUCUGCUACUUAAAAACGAUAUAAUACCACUAUCGUAGGAAAAACUAUCUAGCACCGGUCCAGUGUCUCUGCUCGUUGCUCCUACGAAUCAUUGCGUUACGCAACUUUUCUAAUAAUCUUAAGAACUAUCACGAUCUUUUUCUAGCAGCUAAUAAAUCACAAGCGCAAUUACGAGCACGAGUUUUAGUUCCACGACGAUAUUGAAGUUAAUAUUGUGAUUGAUACGAGUAACUACUAAUAAAAAUAAGAGAGAGAGAGAGAGCUAUGCCAUGGACCAAACACCAACACUUGUAUCACCGUCUAUUUCAACGAGAAUAUAUAAAUACGUAAAAUGCAACUUCAGAAUGCAAAAUGCAUAUCCUGAUGACAAUGCGGGACUCGCGUCCUUCAUGAACGAUCUCAUCCGGUGUUGGGUAAACUUUGCAAAAAUAAUUUAUGCAAUAUAUGGAUCUUUAAGCAUUUCGUCCGUAUAAAUGUCAUAUCUUAAAGAUAUUUUAAGACUAUGAUUACAGCGAUAUCUUUAAGCAAAAAAAAUUUGCCGUUUUAUGUUAUUAUGUUAGUAAUAAGGCACACAAUUUUCAUCUUUAUUAAAUGGAUAACUAAAAUUAUUGUUGGUAUAUUUGCACAUUGAAAGAACUACGUAUUUAAAUUAAGUUUUUAAAAUUAUUUAAACGGCAAAAGUGUAAAAUUCCUACAAAUAAUGUUUAAUUAAUAUUAUAACAUAUGCUAUGUAUACGAAGUAUUUUGUAUUUCAUAUGAUUUCGCGUGUAAAAGUAACAAAUUAUCAUUUUAAAUAUCGGGAAUAUUAUUCACAGCGAUUUAGCUAAUGUCGAUUUUUUGUUUAAUGAUAAUUAAUAUAAAAUUAAAUGAUAUUCAAUAUUUUGUUCAACGAAGGAAAGCGAGGAAACAAGAGGAUAACAAUGACACUUUUACAUAUACGUAUAAAAAAAAAGAACAAAUAAUAUCUUUAUUAUGCAGAUCGUCGCAUAUUUUUUUAUCUUCAUAGAGCGUUUCACUCAAUCCUAUGAACACAAUUUAGCACUACCGGUCGGAAAAUCCCAGGUCAAUACGUAUACACAUCCUAUCUCACUCCUAAGGAAAGAGACAAGGAAAGAAAAAAGGAAAAAAAGUGAGACAGAAAUGAACGAAGAGAAAUGAGGUGAAAUAACGUAAGGCAUAUAGAGUAAUUGAUGAACUUCACUUUGUCAUCGCACGAAAAUGAUUUUAAAAUGACCUACUCAAACACACACAUCAUAAAAGCAAUCGGCUGUAGUCAAUUUUGUACGGAUGUUAUUUUCGGGACUAAAUAUAAUAAUAUAUCAAAGAUGGGUGGUAGUCGGUAGUAGAAAAUGUAAUAAUAUACGAUUUAACUGAUUGUACGUCGAGAAUUAGCAGAGUAAUUAUCGUUCUCAUUAAUCCUCUCACGUUUGGACGUGAAGAAAAAUCAAAGCAUUUUUAAUUAAAAAGGAGGAAUUUUCCGGAUUAAGGAGAUUUAUCGUUUCGCGGAUAAUGAAAUAAUUCGAUUUUUUUUUUUUAGUAAUUUACUAUUAUUAUGCACUAAUUGAAGUAAGAAAUUUAACGUGUCAGUUUUUUAAUAGAAAUUGAUCUAAUUGUAUCACAUAAUUAUAUAGUAUAUGUUCAACGCCUUUAUUUAAAAUAUUUUUUAUAACGCAUGAGAUAUAUGACGCGUGGGAGGAUUAAAGGCACUUUUUCUAGCAUAAUUCAAUGUACAAUAUUUCGCGUAAGUAUGCAUUGAGUGACUUGAGGCUUUUGUGUUUGUACGUUAAAUCGUUUUGUAUAGCAUGUACUCUGUUUCUUCGAGCAGCUGGCAAGUAUAAACACGCAGAAUUCCACGGACGCCGAGAAUUUCUCGGCAAGUCCAAGUAUGUUCUGCUGAUUUUGUAAUUGCAAACGCAUUCAACUCGGAAAUAUGGUUCCUGGACGCAUUCCACCCAGUACCGUCGGAAUUACUCGAAGUGUGCAACGUAUAAUUUGAAUAUUCGAUAAUAAUAUUCCAGCUGUGGUAAUUAUUCCAAAAUGGGAUUUCCCGAGUAUUCGCAUGCUUGAAUUGCGAAUAUUCGGGUCAAUAAUAAUUCCAUUAUUCCAGCAAACAGCAAACUCUUAUAACAACAAUCAGUUGACUAGUGUAUAAAUUUUAAUAGCUAUGACAAAUUACAAUUAAAAAUCAAAUUGCAAUUUUAAUUUGUAAUUAAAUAUCCUAUAGUUUUCUCAGAUUGAGAUUAAACGUUUUAGAGGACAGUUAAUUUAAUACUCGACAAUUAUUUUAACUGUAAAUAUUUGGAAUUCUGAAUCGCAUAAAGCAUGGAAUAACAAUUAUGCGGUUGCCUUUCGAGCAUUCGAGUAUUCGAUGGCAAAUCUGAUUCUAACACCAACGUACGAUAGUAGAAGCUUUAAUUAAUUAGCGCUUGCCUUCGCACUUGUCGUUUCGAACUUUCCAUCGUACGUUUUUCAUUCAAAGAUCAAAAAAAGAAAAGUUUCAUAUCCAUUAUAUAUUAUAUAAGAACGAGCGACCCUCCGAUAAAAAGCAUGAAUGAGAGUCCUUACACAAGAAAAUGAAUGUGAUCAGAAUAUUUUGUUUUAAUGUUUAAUUAAAUGUGCUGUAUCGAAUUAGAACAAGAAACUGUCACUUUAUAAGUUGCAAGAGUUUCAUUUGCGAAUCAGGAACAACUUCUACAGAGACGGAAUCGAUCGAUAGAUCAAAUACUUUUAAUUGUUUCCUUCCUGCAGAACUUGAUCCGGAUUUAUUUAUUAAUACCUACGCAAAUUAAGAGUUCUCCAAAUCUUUUAAGACACUUUUAAGAAAUAUUUAUAAUUUUAAAUACCCAGAAGCAAUAUGUUGAAUAUUUGACGUAACAAAUGUUUAUAUUUAAAUAAUAAAAUAAGCAAAUAGUACAUAUUAUUCUUGAUAAUAUGAACUAAUAGCUUAUGAUUACUGCUGCCUAAGAAAUUAUAUAUUAUUUCUUUAUUUAAUAAAGUAUAGUGCAGUUGCGUUGAAGCAACUGAAAACGCGUGACAGCAUCAGUUUAAAACAUUCUAAAAAGUUCCGUGAAUAAUCGCUAAUAGAAUAUGGCGUUUUUUGAAUAGAAAGAACUGAAUCAAAGUCGAUUGGAAAAACUUAGAUUGGAAAAACGGCGUCGCUUUUAUCGAUAAGAUUAUCUGACGAUAAUGAAGCAUGGCAAUUUUUGCUCGACCAUCUGAUAAUCUGAUCUGAUCUGAUUGAAUGUAAUUGAAAUGCAUCUGAAUUAAAUUUUUUUAAAGAGAAAAUCGCUAUUAUUUCAUCAAAUUUCUGUUCUUUCUAUAAAUUCUGUUAAAAAUUUUUUAAUUAUUUAAUAAUAUU
Molecule: messenger RNA, 9313 nt
Organism: Temnothorax curvispinosus
Lineage: Eukaryota; Metazoa; Arthropoda; Insecta; Hymenoptera; Formicidae
Product: pikachurin
Exons: 15
Coding region: 758-3436 (892 amino acids)
Molecular function (GO): calcium ion binding
Source: RefSeq, a predicted model, not a curated record